Molecule: messenger RNA, 363 nt
Organism: Fonsecaea erecta
Lineage: Eukaryota; Fungi; Ascomycota; Eurotiomycetes; Chaetothyriales; Herpotrichiellaceae
Exons: 3
Coding region: 1-363 (120 amino acids)
Source: RefSeq, a predicted model, not a curated record
AUGCCUCAACCACCAAGUCCGCCCAGGGAUUACUGGAUAUCAGGCUAUGGCCUAUCUCGCCAUAUCGUUCUUCGACAGCUGCAGUAUUUUUUGGGCCCCUCUGCCACCGUGAGGCCAUAUUCAUAUCAUGGCCGAGAGGGGUUCCUGAUCAAUGGUCCCGAGUUGACCAAGGAGCAGAUCGAGGAUCUCAAACGCCAGUCGGAACAAUACGAAAGGCAGCAAACAAUGCGCAUGUCCAACAAGGCCAGCAGCGGUACCGAUGACGAGGACUGCGACAUCCACGAGAUUGUGAACAUCAAUGCGAGUCGAAGGCACAACUUCGCAGCACAUGCUUCUGCACCCCAUUACAAGCGUUCUCGGUGA